Molecule: messenger RNA, 1052 nt
Organism: Ipomoea triloba (trilobed morning glory)
Lineage: Eukaryota; Viridiplantae; Streptophyta; Magnoliopsida; Solanales; Convolvulaceae
Product: LOB domain-containing protein 40-like
Exons: 2
Coding region: 91-807 (238 amino acids)
Biological process (GO): regulation of gene expression
Source: RefSeq, a predicted model, not a curated record
UCCUAUACAUACACCACACGCCUCCUCUCAUUCAAAUACAUCUCUCUCUUUCUUGCUCUCUCUAAUCUGUUAAAAAAAGUUGCAGUGAAGAUGCGGAUGAGCUGUAAUGGCUGUAGAGUUCUUAGGAAAGGUUGUAGCCAGAAUUGCAGCAUCAGACCUUGCCUUCAAUGGAUCAAGUCCCCGGAAUCUCAGGCGAACGCCACCCUUUUUCUAGCUAAGUUCUACGGCCGCGCCGGCCUCCUCAACCUCCUUAACGCCGCCCCCGACCGCCUCCGCCCUGAGGUGUUUAAGUCGUUGUUGUACGAGGCGAGUGGGAGGAUUGUGAACCCGUUGUUUGGAUCGACCGGGUUGUUGUCGACCGGGAACUGGGAGCUCUGUCAGAACGCGGUGGACGCGGUUCUGAAAGGCGCGCCCAUUACGCCGGUGGCGUCUGACGCCUCCGCCGCCGCCGUCCUUCCGCUGAAAGCUUGUGACAUUGGACACGUGCACUACAAGGAAGGAAAUCGCGGAAAGUCCGGCGAUCUUCACCGGGUCAGGAACCGGGGCCGGUUCAAGAGGGCCGGUGCCAAGAUCAAGGAAAAUAGUGUCUUAACCGGGUCGAGUGACGAGGAGGUGAACCGAUCAACGAGUCACGAGUCCUCGUUGUGCCAUCAGUCGCCGGCGGCCAAUGAAGAACCGGAAAGUCGCGAGAUCCAGAGACUGAACUCCGUCGAGAUAUCUCAGCCGGCGCCGGAUGUACGGCAUGUCGACUUCGACGACGAAAUUGAACUUGAGCUGACACUUGGGUUCGCGCCGAAAGUGAAGUGACUAGCGGCUAUGACGAAGAGCCGAAGGGUGCAUCGGUGAUCGUGGCCUUUGAUUCCCACGGUGCCAUCAGUUUUGACGGCUCAGAUUUACAGUUUCUCUUGAUUUUUACUUUUAAUGACUCUGUACCAAAUAUGUAUACGUAUACCCUGUAUACACGUAGGCAUAGUAAUUAGCGAUAGAGUUAUAGAGACACGGGAAGGAUCUUCUUAUGAAUAUACAGAUAUAUAUGUGUUUUUUUAGUUCCA